AUGGAAUCAGAGGAAUACAGAAAAAGAGGUAAAGAACUGGUGGAUUAUAUCUGUCAGUACCUCAGCACCAUAAGAGAAAGGCGAGUAAAUCCAGAUGUACAGCCUGGUUACAUGAGAGCCCUUUUGCCUGACAGUGCCCCUGUGGAAUCAGAGAGUUGGGACAACAUAUUCAGAGACAUUGAAGACAUCAUCAUGCCUGGGGUCGUCCAUUGGCAGAGUCCUCAUAUGCAUGCAUACUUCCCAGCACUAACAUCAUGGCCUUCCUUGCUUGGAGACAUGCUUGCAGAUGCUAUAAACUGCUUAGGAUUUACAUGGGCUUCCAGUCCAGCAUGUACUGAACUAGAAAUGAAUGUGAUGGAUUGGUUGGCUAAAAUGCUUGGCCUUCCCUGUCAUUUUCUUCAUCAUUACCCAGAGAGCAAUGGGGGAGGGGUGCUGCAAAGUACUGUGAGCGAGUCAACGCUGAUAGCUUUACUGGCUGCCAGGAAGGACAAAAUCCUAGAUAUGAAAAUCCAUGAACCAGAUUCAGAUGAUUCCAGUCUAAAUUCUCGUCUAGUUGCUUAUGCCUCAAAUCAGGCUCACUCUUCUGUGGAAAAGGCUGGUCUCAUUUCUCUAGUGAAAGUCCGUUUUCUGCCAGUGGAUGAAAAUUUUUCUCUUAGAGGAGAGACAUUGCAAGCUGCAGUAGAAGAAGAUCGAAAAUGUGGACUUGUUCCUGUCUUUGUCUGUGCAACACUAGGAACAACUGGGGUGUGUGCCUUCGAUAAUCUAGCAGAGUUGGGUCCAAUAUGUGCCAAGGAAGGAUUGUGGCUCCACAUUGAUGCAGCAUAUGCUGGCACUGCCUUUCUUUGCCCAGAGUUCAGAACCCUACUCACUGGAGUGGAAUAUGCUGAUUCUUUUACUUUCAAUCCUUCAAAGUGGAUGAUGGUGCAUUUUGACUGCACGGCUCUCUGGGUGAAAGACAAAUACAAGCUGCAGCAAACCUUUAGCGUCAACCCCAUUUACCUCCGUCAUGCCAACAGUGGGGCCGCAACUGAUUUCAUGCACUGGCAAAUUCCACUUAGCCGUCGUUUCCGCUCCCUAAAACUUUGGUUUGUAAUCCGAUCAUUUGGGAUAAAAAAUCUUCAGGCACACAUCAGACAUGGCACAGAGAUGGCCAAGAAUUUUGAGUCAUUGGUUAAAGCUGACCAGCUUUUCGAAGUCCCUGCAAAGAGACACCUUGGAUUGGUUGUCUUCCGGCUAAAGGGUCCAAACAUUCUGACAGAACAAGUACUGUUAGAACUGACCAGAUCUGGGAGCAUGUUUCUCGUUCCAGCCAUUAUCCAUGACAAGUUUAUCAUUCGUUUCACUGUCACUUCUCAGUUCACCACAAGGGAAGACAUUCAGCGAGACUGGAACCUUAUCAGAGAAGCUGCAAUAAAUGUCACCAAUCUGCAUCACAGUGCCAUAUCCAACGACUGCAAUAAAUUACUAAAUCCUCAAACCAUGGAAGUUGAAGAAAAGGAAGACACCUUCCAGAAAAUCACUGUACAACCCAAGCAUGCGGAUUUCAGCCCUAAAGAUUGGGUUGAGCAGAUAUCUGAAGAUAACUUGGAUCCCUUUGAGGACUGCUUCCCUGAGAAGGUGCCUAUGGCUAGCAAACAUAGACCAGCAACUUCUUUAUAUCGAUACUGGUCUACCCAAGACAGGAAGAAGAAUGCCCGCUCUCUUAGUUGUAACAGUGUUCCUGCACAUAAUAGGGAAGCAAUUGUGGAAAAGAUGGUGCCGCAAUUUGAACUACAGAAAGAUGGCAGCAUACUCUCCAAGCUCCCAGGAAAAGUUAUGAUUCUAGAGAAAAAUGCCUUCCGGAAAUUAAUCAAGUUUUAUAGCGUGCCCAGCUUCCCAGAAAUCAGCAUCCAGUGUGGGCUUAAACUGCCCUGCUGCCCGCUCCAAGCGAUAGUGUGAUCUACUCGACAGCUACACAAGCAGCCAAAUUGUUUGGACUAACCCAGUAUUAUAUUAUAAUGAUAUAUGUAAAAUAGGUGACGUGAAACCAAGUUCACCCAUGUAGCAGAUUAUAAUGUGUGCUAAGCAGUCUGGCACUACGAGGGUAUUCGGAGACAGGUGGGGGUAGAUAUAUUCUGCUAGAUGCGGGUGUGUGGUGGUGCUCUGGUUGUCUUAGCUGUGAGAACUUCGUAAUCAUGCAAGAAAUAAAGGAAAAUCCGGCAACUCACCAAGUACACUUAUUUCUUGCAUGAUUACGUAGCAGAUUAUAAUGCUGGUUCAGUCCAUACAAUGACUGCAUAUGCUGUGAGAAAGUGACAUUUCCAGUUUAGUAUACCAGUUAGCUGUGUUCCCAGCAUAGGAAUACAUUUCAGCAUUGUGGUAUAUGAUACAUAACUGCACAUGUCACAAGCAACAAUAACGGAUAUGCAAUCUAAUUUCUUAGUGAGACAUCAUUUAAUCUAUGUAUUAAUAUUUCUAUAUCCCCAUCAUGAUAAACCACUCCUGUCUUUAUUUUUAUUAUUUUUUAGUUUUCUACCUUGAUAUUGUUCUGUAUCUUCUACUCAGUCUCAGUGAGCUCCACAGACUGGGAAGGGGCUUCCCCAAUAGGCGUGACAUAAUCUAAAGCCAUACACGGGAGAACUUCCUUCCUCGCUCUGCUGCAUACAGCUGAGAGCAGUUCAGUGUGAGCUCUCUGCACUGAACUCUACAGAGUGUCAGCUCUGCCCAGCAGCUUGCAGAGGGAGUAGAAAUAUUCAGCACAAUAUUAAAGGGUUACUCUGCUACCCAGCGCCCGGAACAUUGAGUUUGAACGCUGUGUGGGGGCUUCUGUGUUCACGCCCGCCCCCUAGUGCUCCCCCGUCAAAGCAAGUCUAUGGGAGGGGGCAUGACGGCCAUCGCGCCCCUUCCCAUAAACUUUCAUUGAGGGGGCAGGCCAUGACAUCACGAGGGGGCGGGUGUGAACAUGGAAGCCAGCACAAAGCGUUUGGAACUCAAUGUUCCAGAUGCUGGGUAGCGGAGUAACCCUUUAAGCACUAUGCACUGAAGGCAUCACAGCUCUAUAGUCUAACUCUGCUCAAAGGGAAAGGAGCUGGAAUAUUCAGCUCUAUACACUGUGCUGAGCUGAGGUCCCACCUGCAUUUCCUGACUUUUGAUUCUGCCAGGCUGCUGCAGGAGACAAUCUGCAAGCAGGACGGCAGGCAGAACCAGAAGGAAGCCAGACUAUCAAUAGUUAAUUUAACACAUAGAAUAAACAAAAAAUAUAUUUAAGUAUAUUAGAAAAGUAAUUCUAAUAAAUCUAUACACUUUUAUUACUAAUGACAGGUACCUUUUAAUAAUAGGGGAUUAUCACUUAUAUAUUUAAUAAUUGCUCUCAAUUGCACAAGAGUUUAAAGGGGUACUCCGGCGCUAAACAUCUUUUCCCCUAUCAAAAGCAUAAGGGAUAAGAUGUUAAAUUGCGGGGAUCCAGCCGCUGGGGACCCCCCGCGAUCUCUCCUGCAGCACCCCCUUUUUUCAGCUGCACAAAGCAAGGACCAAGGUGGUGCAGGGGACGGAGUAUCAUGAUGUCACACCCCUCCCCACAAUGCAAGUCUAUAGUACCCCUUUAAGGCAUAUUCCAGCUUGCCUCUAUGCUCACCAAAAACCAAUGGAAUCAAUAUGUUUAUAUCAUGUCAAUUGACACAGAUCUAGAUUUUCUUUUUGUGUUUCAAUAACCAGAUUGAACUCUCAUUUCUGAAUAAACACUUUCUA
Messenger RNA from Hyla sarda, 3726 nucleotides. RefSeq names its product histidine decarboxylase (gene HDC). Gene Ontology annotation, biological process: histamine biosynthetic process; L-histidine catabolic process. The record is from RefSeq and is a predicted model, not a curated record. The coding region runs from base 1 to 1938 and encodes 645 amino acids. Gene Ontology annotation, molecular function: pyridoxal phosphate binding; histidine decarboxylase activity. The transcript has 12 exons. Lineage: Eukaryota; Metazoa; Chordata; Amphibia; Anura; Hylidae.